Molecule: messenger RNA, 3622 nt
Organism: Fusarium odoratissimum NRRL 54006
Lineage: Eukaryota; Fungi; Ascomycota; Sordariomycetes; Hypocreales; Nectriaceae
Exons: 1
Coding region: 320-3229 (969 amino acids)
Biological process (GO): phosphatidylinositol dephosphorylation
Molecular function (GO): phosphatidylinositol-4,5-bisphosphate 5-phosphatase activity
Source: RefSeq, a predicted model, not a curated record
CGAUAAGGCGCAAGAUGACGCUGCCGCGGGGCGCUGAGCUGGACCCUAGGUUCCUACACCACCAUUUUAGACUACGGUAGCAGCUCGACGUCAUACGUUUAAGCUGAGGUUUAUCUCCCUUUUUACCCCUUCUUCUAAUUAGCUCAACAUUCUUUUGGUGCUCACACGACCCAAAUAUCCCUUGCCUUUCGCCUACGGUAGAGCUAGGUUGUUCGAAGUCAUGAUCUAGAGAACUACAAAUCGACCUCCCCGCGAUAUCUCGAGACGGCGCCGUAUAUAUAACUCGUCUCUCUCGUCUAAUACUGUAAUAACGGCGUCCAUGGCCGACGAAAAUGACCAGUCCCCUGGUUCUGAACUGGGGGAUCCUACCUCGACGACGCCUCAGUCUCUAGCUAAAGCUGUUCAUGCCCGACGAUCGGAGUUCGUGCGUCCACACAGCCUAAAGGUCAAGAUCGGGACGUGGAACGUUGCUGCGUGCACGGGUACUGAUAAAGACCUCGCGACCUGGUUCACACACGGCGAAGGCUUGGAUCAACAAUUGACGUCACUGAAUCUCUCCCAAAAUAGCGCCGUGGAGACAGACGACAAGGACAAUGGCAGUUCGAAGCCGCAUUUGACUGCCGGGGGUGAUAUUGGUCUUUAUGUGCUGGGACUUCAGGAAAUUGUAGACCUCAACACGACCAAGGAGUAUAUGAAUCGAGCAGUAUAUACGGAUACAAGUGUUAUGGACAAAUGGAAAGCGGCAUUGGAAGCAGCAUUGCCUAAAGGAUACGAGCUUAUCACUGCGGAACAAAUGACUGGCUUGUUGCUGUUGGUUUAUGCUUCUCCAGAAAUUGCACCAACCAUUAGCAACGUCAGUACCAAACAAGUUGGUACGGGCCUGCUAGGCUAUUUUGGAAACAAGGGGGCCGUGACGACGCGAUUGCUGCUUGGCGAAACAACUCGCAUGGUUUUUAUAAAUAGCCACUUGGCUAGUGGUGCCGGCUCUUCGUAUUUAGACCGGCGAUGUUGGGACGUCGGCCAAGUUCUCUCACGUACCCAAUUCGACCCAAUCGUUCAUUCAGGCGUCGAGGAAGACGAGGGUGAAAAGAUUGGAGAUGAAGAUCUUGCAUUCUGGUUUGGAGACCUGAACUUUCGACUUGAUGGACUACCUGGCGACGAUAUUAGACGGUUGCUCACGCUGCAUGCUAGAGGUGAAUAUGGAACAGAUGAGGACUCGAAGCCUCUUGAUGAGCGAGGCGUUAUUGUCAUGAAGGGUUCGGACAGCGAUGAUGAGUCUUCUACGAGAGUGUCGCUACAUUCGCGGGAAGAGAGCUUUGAUACCGCGAGCGAUCUACCAGAUCCCGACGAUUUCCCCGAAGACCCAAGCCAGGAUCCCACUUCUCUGCAGGCCACCAUCGAUUCAUUGUUGCCACACGACCAAUUACGAAGAGUUAUUAAGCAACGAAAAGCUUUUCACGAUGGUUGGCAAGAAGGGGCAAUUACCUUUCUACCAACAUACAAAUAUGAUAUUGGUACAGUUGGCCUCUUUGACUCAAGUGAGAAGCAACGAGCUCCAAGUUGGUGUGACCGUAUUCUAUUUAGAACACGAAAGGAUAAACAAGAUUAUGAAACAAAAGUUAAAGAUGAGGAAGAGGCGAAGAAGAAAGAUGAAGAGAUGAAGUCCAGGGGGCUCGAAGAGGAUGAGGACGUGCUAUUUAGUUAUGACCCCGAUGCUGAUGGGGAAGACCCAACGUCAUCAACUGACACUUUGGGAUAUGACGAGUACGAGGAUAAUGAUGAUCCUGAAGCUGAGGAACUUGUUACAAAGGAGGGCUUCCGUGAUCGCAUAAACUUGGAGAUUUACGCCUCGCAUCAACGCAUUACAUCGUCUGAUCACAAGCCCAUCACUUCUAUUUUCACGCUCGACUACGACGCUGUUGUACCGGAUCUCAAAGCAAAAAUCCACGCAGAAGUGGCGCGAGAACUAGACAGAGCGGAGAAUGAAGGCCGACCAGGCAUUACGGUUGUCGUGGAAGGCAGCGAGGGCAAUGAAGAGAAUAUCGUCGAUUUUGGAGAGGUUAUACCCCUGGAAAAGCAGGUUCGGCACCUGACGGUUGCAAAUACUGGCAGUGUUCCCGCGACGUUCUCGUUCGUGACGAAGCCGACGACAGAAGACGGUGACGAUGCUGUCCCUGUAUGGUUGAAAACGACAUUCUUGUCAGCCGAUGAAGAGUCUCAAGAGCCAUUGGGCGAAACAGUCACACUCGAUCCAGGAGAAACAGCAUUAGUGUUGCUAGAGCUCCAAGUCUCGGCCAUUUCUCACAUCCGGGCAUUGAACGAAGCCCGCGCCAAGAUCGAAGAGGUCCUGGUUCUUCGCAUAGAGGACGGUCGGGACCACUUCAUUCCCGUGCGCGGAAUCUGGCAACCGUCUUGUGUAGGGCGCUCUAUCGCAGAGUUGAUAAGAAUCCCUGACGGCGGUAUCAGAAAGUUUGUCGAGAAGAAGGGUAUCAAGGGGGCCAUUGCUUACGACUCCGAUAUCCAUUGCUCAGCACCGAAGGAGCUUUUCAAGCUUACUGAGGUGGUACAGACGCUUGUUGAACGAAGUCUGGCUGAAUCGACGAUGCUUGAGGAGGAAGUGCUGCCGCGGGAUCCUGGAUGGCCCCUUGAGGCUUCGACCUGGAGAGUUGGCGAGGCUGAUAUGCAGGAUGCAAAGGUCAAACUUGUGUCUGCUCUGGAUAAUGAUGAUUUUCUUCUUGAUGCGCUCCCAUUGGAAUGGCCUGCGUCGUUCAAGCUGGAGGUCGUCUCUUCCAUCCUGUUACUCUUCCUCGAAUCUCUCACGGAUGGUCUGAUCCCUACUCAACUCUGGGCCAAGAUCUCAACAUCGUUACCCAACGUGACAUCCUUACCCAUGACCGCUUGGCCCGACACCAAGACACAGAUCCUGGAUAUUCUCUCAUCAGCACCUAACCAUAACAUUGCAUUCGUCUUCCUCACAGCUACUCUGUCCCGGGCAGCAUCAGAGCUCACGCCUGUGACAAACGAACCCAAAGGUGGUCUCUCCCGCCGUCUAAGCUUCCGCCGCGGCAACGCAGAGGAUGAGGACACCAAGAAGCGCAAGAUGCGUGAGCGUAGAUAUGCCGAGAUAGUAGGGCCUCUGGUCUGUCGUGUAGAUGAAAAGGAAAAGGGGUCAAGGGAUCGAGCGCGGACUGUCGUGGAGAUGUUCCUACGGCGGGAUGAGGGAAGCUAGAAGCGGAGGAAUCGCAUGAUACCGUGGAGCAUCUGAGGAUGACGGGAGGGUUAGUAUCUGGUCUUUGACUUUUUGAGUAUUAUAUCAGCUUAGCUUUGUUUCGAUGUAUUCUUUAGGGGUGACAGGGAUACAACAAAGGGAUUAGAGGACGUGGCUUGGACAGUAAUGAAGUCGAACGUGUGAACAACAAAGAUUAAUGGACAUUGUACAGUUGAUAUGAAAUUUUGGGGCCUUUGCGGUGCAGAUUCUAGCUACUUUUUGUUGCAGUUUCUUCCCCACCGGCAGAACAGCAGCGAGGGAAAACACUGCACCUUUUCAACCAAGAUAUAAGUCUCACAUACUACGAUUGAUGAGACUAACAUGUCAUUACACAGGUGGUAUCAUGUUAAUUUC